GUCAAUCAAACAAGAGGAUUGACCCCUCCCCAGUCCAGUGAGGAGAGCAUCAUCACAUGGACUGGAUUCUGAGACUGAAUGGCUGUUGCCUAGCAAGAGAAUAAGGCCUUGUGAGGGUUGUUGGACUUGGGACAGAUGAGUGUGGAUGAAUGGGAGGAGGGAACAGACCCUAACUCACACCUGCCCAAAGGUAUGGGGAUAUUAGACAAGGAGCCAAAUGGAGAACCCUGAGAAGGAAGGAGCCUCUGGAAGGGAAGAUGCACCCCAGAGCUGGCCCUCCUGCCUCUGUCAUGGCCUCAUCAGUUUCCUGGGGUUCUUGCUGCUGCUGGUCACCUUCCCCAUUUCUGGCUGGUUUGCCCUGAAGAUCGUGCCCACCUACGAGCGGAUGAUCGUGUUCCGCCUGGGCCGGAUCCGCACCCCCCAGGGACCUGGCAUGGUGCUGCUCUUGCCCUUCAUUGACUCCUUUCAGAGGGUGGAUCUGAGGACUCGAGCCUUCAGCGUCCCUCCCUGCAAGCUGGCCUCUAAGGAUGGGGCUGUGCUGUCCGUGGGAGCCGAUGUCCAGUUUCGCAUCUGGGACCCGGUGCUGUCGGUGAUGACUGUGAAAGACCUGAACACAGCCACACGCAUGACGGCACAGAACGCCAUGACCAAGGCCCUGCUCAAGAAGCCGCUGCGGGAGAUCCAGAUGGAGAAGCUCAAGAUCAGCGAGCAGCUUCUGCUGGAGAUCAACGAUGUGACCAGGGCCUGGGGGCUGGAGGUGGACCGUGUGGAACUGGCAGUGGAGGCCGUGCUGCAGCCGCCCCAGGACAGCCCAGCCGGGCCCAACCUGGACAGCGCCCUCCAGCAGCUGGCCCUGCACUUCCUGGGAGGAGGCAUGAACUCAGUGGCAGGAGGUACCCCAUCCCCGGGGCCAGCAGACACCAUGGAGAUGGUGAGUGAAGUUGAGCCGCCUGCCCCUCGAGCUGGUUCCGGGCCCAGUCUGAAGCAGCCUGUGGUGGAGGGGCUGCUGACUGCUCUACAGCCCUUCCUGUCUGAGGCCCUGGUCAGCCAAGUCCGGGCCUGCUACCAGUUCAAUGUCGUCCUGCCCAGCGGCACCCAGAGCGCCUACUUCCUAGACCUCACUACAGGACGAGGAAGGGUGGGACACGGGGUGCCCGAUGGCAUCCCUGAUGUGGUGGUGGAGUUGGCUGAGGCAGACCUACAAGCCCUGCUGUGCAGGGAGCUGCGGCCCCUGGGGGCCUACAUGAGUGGACGGCUGAAGGUGACGGGCGACCUGGCCGUGGCCAUGAAGCUGGAGGCUGUGCUCAGGGCCCUGAAGUAGCAGCCUUGGCUGACUUUCCAUAGCCCAGUCCCAAGCCUGGCACCAAGCCCGAGGGGCAUCUUGGAGAUGUUCAUCUGGACCACGGAGAGUUGAGGCCCUCACAAGUUUCAGGCCCAGCCAAGAGCACAGGGAUGGAGGCUGGGAGAAGCUGGAGGCUGGGGGAGGCUGGAGGCUGGGGGAGGCUGAGUCCUGCUGCCCUGCACGUCUGCCCUACAGUGGUUCUCUGGACAAGCCUUUGCCCAUCCUGGUCCCCGGCUGAGUGCCCAGCCCUGAGCUGGGUGCACGGUGUGAUGCCAGGAGGAGAGCCAGACCGCCCUGCCCUGCCCUGCCCUGCCCUGCCCUGCCCUGCCCUGCCAGCUCCCUGACUGGAGAGGCAGGACACACAGAAACAGCCUGACAGCAGCUGGUCUGGUCCUUGUGUGAGGGAUCAAGCACGUGGCCCAGGCUCUAAGCUCUGGGGGAGUUGGAGAGGGAGGGGAACAGGAGGGAAGGCAGUCUCCAAGAAGAGGUCACUGCGGUGGAGUUAUCUGGGGAUCCUGGCCGGCCCACCUUCCUGGCUGCAGUCCAGGCCCAGACUGGUGGGAGCGGGCACAGGAAGGAGAAGAGCCUGCUGUUCCCCUGCCACUGCUCCCAAAGACGUCUGACUCAUAGGCCAGCUCCAUCCUGCAUGCCUGGUGAGCUGGGGUCCAGGGCAGCAUGAAGGAGAGCCCUGCAUUCUGUGCUUCUUACCAGAGGUUUGCAAGCCUCAGACAAAUAAAUGUGGUGUUUACAAUGUA
This is a messenger RNA of Saimiri boliviensis boliviensis (Bolivian squirrel monkey), 2097 nucleotides long. It is a transcript of the gene STOML1, whose product is annotated as stomatin like 1. Gene Ontology annotation, cellular component: plasma membrane. The record is from RefSeq and is a predicted model, not a curated record. Lineage: Eukaryota; Metazoa; Chordata; Mammalia; Primates; Cebidae.